This is a messenger RNA of Camelus dromedarius (Arabian camel), 1893 nucleotides long. It is a transcript of the gene SLC25A38, whose product is annotated as solute carrier family 25 member 38. NCBI's taxonomy places the organism in Eukaryota, Metazoa, Chordata, Mammalia, Artiodactyla, Camelidae. Gene Ontology annotation, cellular component: mitochondrion; mitochondrial inner membrane. The coding region runs from base 289 to 1206 and encodes 305 amino acids. Gene Ontology annotation, biological process: glycine import into mitochondrion. Gene Ontology annotation, molecular function: glycine transmembrane transporter activity. The transcript has 7 exons. The record is from RefSeq and is a predicted model, not a curated record.
UCUCCACCCCCGGAUGCACCCUGCCUAAUAGUCUUAAGUCCUGAAACCUGCGAUCGGUCAGAAUGGGCCGGGCAGCGGAGCCGCGGAGUCUGCGGAGCGAGUGAAGAGCGGCGCCCCGAGCCACGCACGGGCGGUGGGCGCGCAGGACCCGACCCCCUCGACCCGCGCAGACCGCAGAAAGCCCCGCCGCCUUAGAACGCGUCGCCCGGCUACCGCCAUCGCCAGGGCCGGGUCUGAGCUCCCACCGACAGCACCCCGAGCUCAGUGCAUCCGCAGGCCUCCCCUCCAAUGAUUCAGAAGUCACGCCCGGCGCUGCUGCAGUCUCAAGAUGUCGGAGACAGGGUGGAAACGCUUAUGUUGCAGCCAGUGAUCAAAGCCUUCCUGUGCGGCUCCAUCAGUGGGACCUGCUCUACCCUCCUCUUCCAACCUCUGGAUCUGCUCAAAACGCGCCUGCAGACUCUCCAGCCCACAGCUCAUGGAUCCAGACGCAUUGGGAUGUUGGCCGUGCUCUUAAAUGUGGUUCGCACGGAGAGUCUGUUGGGCCUUUGGAAAGGGAUGGCCCCUUCCAUUGUGAGAUGUGUCCCUGGCGUGGGAAUCUACUUUGGCACCCUCUACUCUUCAAAGCAGUACUUCCUGCGAGGCCACCCACCCACGGCCCUGGAGUCGGUCAUCCUAGGGGUGGGCUCUCGCUCAGUUGCAGGGGUCUGCAUGUCGCCCAUCACUGUGGUCAAGACACGCUUCGAGAGCGGGCGGUACGGCUACGAGAGCAUCUAUGCGGCCCUGCGGAGCAUCUAUCUCAGCGAGGGGUACCGGGGCCUCUUCAGUGGUCUGACGGCAACACUCCUCCGUGACGCCCCCUUUUCUGGAAUCUACCUGAUGUUUUACAACCAGACCAAAAACAUCGUGCUCCGCGAAGACCAGUUGGGUGCAGUCUUUGUUCCCGUUGUAAAUUUCAGCUGUGGGGUAUUGGCCGGUAUUCUGGCCUCGCUGGUAACUCAACCUGCAGAUGUUAUAAAGACUCACAUGCAGCUCUCCCCAAUGAAAUUUCGGUGGAUUGGCCAGGCAGUGGCCCUCAUUUUCAAAGAGUACGGGCUGCGUGGCUUCUUUCAAGGCAGUGUCCCCCGGGCCCUCCGCAGGACUCUGAUGGCAGCCAUGGCGUGGACCGUCUAUGAAGAGAUGAUGGCCAAGAUGGGCCUGAAGUCCUGACCGGGCGAGGACUGGGCGAAGAUGGGAUUGGCUGCCCUGCCUGGUUUCUGCCAAGGACCUUUUCACCUCACUGUCCUGGAGUGAGAUAGAGUCGUAUCUGGAGAGCCAGGCAGAGCCGUCACCUUCAGUUCCCCAGCUCAGGUAGAGGAUGGGGGGAGCCUGACUCAAGCCUUCUGAAUCUCCUAGAAGGGGAGUCACGGAUACAGACAGCACACUGGGGAGUUAGGAGAAGGGUUUGCAUACCCUGCAAGGUACUUGAAAAGACAUUUCCAGAGAGAUCUCCGUUGGGGGGCUCCGCUCAGCCACCCGCUCACCACGGUGCCUCUUUGGAUCUGCUCUUGGGCAAGAAUCAUAACAGUGGGGAAGCCGUGGGCCGCCUGCUGGGGCCGAGGAGUUCCUGCAGGGAGGCUAGGGCUGGGGAGAGAGGAGUCGCUAUCACCAGGCUGAAGGCUGCGUCCGAGGUGAUGUUAGGAUGAGGAAGAAAAGAUGUCACUACUUACUUGGUUCCUAAUCAACUUCUCAGAGGCUCUGGAGAAGGGGGACAGUGACUUCCUAGCCUCUCAGUGCCCAGGUAACAUGGCUUGAUCUCAGCCCCUGCACUGUGUCAAUUCCAAGCUGUUCUGGCUUUUCUCUGCAGCUAAAGUUGUGAUAAAUAAAGCGAAGCACUUUAUCAUGGAAGAACCUAAA